UGUGUAUGGCUAAUAAAGUGUUACUAUAGGCUACAUUAUAUUUGCCAUGAAAAAAUUGGUUAUUUGAAAUCAGUUGAAAUCGCCUAUCGUAUUGAUGGAAAUGUCUUUGUAGAUAACAGUCACUAUGGGAAAUAACAGCCGGUAUGGCAAACAAAAGUCACCUCAAUUAGUCAAGGUGAACGUGUGGAAUAAUGAGAGUCCUUGCACUCAGCCCGGGCGGGAUUCUUGAGCAGGGCCCCAUGCCUGUCUCCCGUGAACACGCCCCAGAUAGAUGAGCCUGAUAUAAGGCGAGAGCUGCGGGUAGCAGAGGAACAAGGAGUCAGAGACAAGCCCCGGGGAUCACCUGUGUCACCCUCGCGAUGACAAGAAGGCCGUCAGGACGGGGGCCGCUCAUACGGGGACACGCAGUCUGGACGGUACAGUGAAAAGUAAACUUCCACCGCGCCUAUGUGAGUUUGGAUUGCCUGUUCCGUGGACUUACCUGAGCUGGAAUCGAUCGGAGAAUAAACGAGUUACUCAUCAGCUCGACAGAACGGGGCCGCAAUGAGUCGGAAAACGCGACGUUGGAUUUUAAGAGUUUUACUGUGUUUGGGGAUUGUUUAUUUGAAAAUUGGUGGUUUCUCGUCGGUGGUGGCCCUAGGUGCGAGUAUAAUCUGUAACAAGAUCCCCGGUUUGGCCCCAAGACAGCGGAUAAUCUGCCAAAGUCGCCCCGAUGCCAUUAUCGUCAUCGGAGAGGGAGUCCAAAUGGGCAUCAACGAGUGUCAGUUUCAGUUCAAAAACGGCCGCUGGAACUGUUCUGCGCUCGGGGAGCGGACUGUCUUCGGAAAAGAGUUGAAAGUGGGUAGUAAAGAGGCUGCCUUCACCUAUGCCAUCAUCGCAGCAGGAGUGGCCCAUGCCAUCACAGCAGCGUGCACACAGGGCAAUCUGAGUGACUGCAGCUGUGAUAAGGAGAAGCAGGGUUUCUACAGUAAAGACCAGGGCUGGAAGUGGGGGGGCUGCUCUGCCGACGUCAGCUACGGCCUGGGCUUCUCCAAAGUCUUCAUUGACGCCCGCGAAGUCAAGCAGAACGCCAGGACGCUCAUGAACCUGCACAAUAACGAGGUUGGGAGAAAGAUCCUGGAGAAGAACAUGCGUCUGGAAUGCAAGUGUCAUGGCGUCUCGGGCUCGUGCACCACCAAAACCUGCUGGACCACCCUCCCCAAGUUCCGCCAGCUUGGCUACAUUCUCAAGGAGAAGUAUGCCCACGCCGUGCAUGUGGAGCCCGUCAAAGCCAGCCGACACAAGCGCCCCAAAUUUCUCAAGAUCAAAAAACCCUACUCAUACCGCAAACCCAUGGAUACGGACCUGGUUUACAUAGACAAAUCCCCAAACUACUGCGAAGCUGACCCCGUGACAGGCAGUUUGGGUACGCAAGGGAGAGUAUGCAACAAGACUAUGAUGCAGCACAUUAGCGGGUGCGAUUUGAUGUGCUGUGGACGGGGUUAUAACACGCACCAGUAUUCACGGGUCUGGCAAUGUAACUGUAAGUUUUUAUGGUGCUGCUACGUCAAGUGCAACACGUGCAGCGAGAGGACAGAGGUAUACACGUGCAAGUGAGGAAUAUUUAUAUUUGAAAAAUAAAUAAGUACAUGGAUACGUGGGCAUUUGACUGCAACGAUGAUCGGAGGAUGGUUUUGUCUGUGGAUGAUGCUGAACUGCUGAACUUAACCAGACAACUGGUUGACUUGGAUCUUUUGCACAUCUUUAUGGACAUUCCCUGGACUGUGUUGGAAAGUUGACCUGGAACAAUGGAUGACUGGUGACCACAAUGCAAGUCACUGAAGUGUCAUAUGUAAAGCUAUAUGGACAUACCUUAUAUUAUUAUGCCAUUUCAAAUUCUGGAUGUGAUGCUGUGGUCACCUUCCAUGCACAAAUGGCACAAGCUGGAAUAUUUAACAAGACUGUAUUUAGAAAAUUAAUAAUGUUAAUUUAUUCUGUAAAUGAACUACUGAUUUCGUCCGACUUGGAUGACUACUACUAAAUGCUGGGAAAUUUCUAUCUUACAUAUUUAAACGUUUUAAACUCCACACACUGGAUUAAUACUGUGCUGUAUAAAGAUGGUGGUCUUAAACUGGCCUUCUGACCCCAUCAUGAGUCUGUCUUGCCACUGUUUGCUGCUAGUCCAGAAGAUCCCAGAGGCUGUCCGCUCUGCUGAAUGUCUUCAAUGGCAUUGCUCACUUUCAACUGAUUUAGCUUAACACUGGACUUCACUGAUCAAACGCCAGCACACUUACCACUUUUGGUAAAUAAUAGUUUAUAGAGUAUAUUUUGUAAAAGGCUAUUUUUAUAUGAAAGUUUUAUUUAUGUUUUUUGCAUAUUCCCUGUACAAAUGUUGUUAAUCUUUGUGACAAAGCUAAUAUUUGUGUAUUUUGGCCCCUCUUGUCUUGCCAUAGAUGUACAUUGUAAAACUGUGUUCAAACAUGUGCUGCCUUCCAUGACUACUGAAUACAGAAAAUAAUUAAC
Molecule: messenger RNA, 2502 nt
Organism: Boleophthalmus pectinirostris (great blue-spotted mudskipper)
Lineage: Eukaryota; Metazoa; Chordata; Actinopteri; Gobiiformes; Gobiidae
Gene: wnt7ab
Product: protein Wnt-7a
Exons: 4
Coding region: 544-1596 (350 amino acids)
Biological process (GO): canonical Wnt signaling pathway; multicellular organism development; positive regulation of JNK cascade
Cellular component (GO): extracellular region
Molecular function (GO): frizzled binding; cytokine activity
Source: RefSeq, a predicted model, not a curated record